GACAACACAAGGAGCAGAAUGUGAUCUCGGCGUGGGUGUGGCCUGGACUGCGGGAGGCGUGGCCUGACUGUGAGAGGCGUGGCCUGGAGCCUGAGCCACUUUCCCCCGGGCAGGAUCCGACACCCAGCGCGGCCGACCUCCAGGAGAAGUUUCGCGUGAGCGUUGAGGUGAGGUGUCAACACACACAUGGACGUCAGGAGGCUGAACGAUGCUACCAGGUUCCAAAUCUCCAAAUAGUUGGUUCCUGGGCGACAACACUCCUCAAGAGGACGACGAGACCAUGAGCUGCGAGCAGCGACCAGCCGGCCCCGACACGGACUCCACGUGUGCCCGCCUUUACCACCCGGACUCCUUCUCGGACCCCUCCCACCUUUCCCCCCCGGACUCCUCCUCAGACCCCUCCCUGCCGGGCGCUCGCAGGCCGGACGGAGAAGACGGCCACCUGGGCUCCUGCUCCUUCCCGCCGGCUCCUUUCCCCAGCCUGGCCGACGGCGUGUGGCCGCCGCCCUCCGGCCCGUCGGGUGACUGGUCGGGUUACCCCAGCAGCGCGGCGUCCUCCAAGGAGCCGUGCGGCUGCUGCGGCGAGAGCAAGUCUCUGAGCAGCCUGGAGCAACCCUUCUCGCUGCGCUCCGAGCCGCCCAGCCGCCACCACACCCUGCCCCCCUACAUGUGCUCUCCCCCGGGGGCGGCCUGCUGGGCCCAAUGUCCUGCAGACACCUUCAACAUCCACCCGUGCUUCCAGCAGAAGCGGGCAGACCAGGGUCCUCAGUGUCCCUGCAGACUUCCCUGGGGAGCCUUCACGCCAAUCAGCCACUUCAGCGGGGGUCCUGGGGAGAGGCAGACGUCGCCCAGCAUGCCGCUGUCUUUGGAGCAGAGGAAGGUCUUCGUCACCUACGAGGCCGACCACGACGCGCACGUGAGCGAGAUCAUCAAGUUUGUGGCUCUGCUGCGGCACAACGGCUUCGACACGCACAUCGACAUAUUCGAGCAGCAGUUUCGCAGCAUCAGCAAGAUCGACUUCAUGGAGCGCUACCUGGGCGAGAAGGAGUACCUGAUCAUCAUCAUCAUCAGCCCCAAGUACUACGAGACGGUGACCGCCUCCCACGUCAGCCCCGACAUCGACGAGCGGGCGUGCAACGCCGUCUACAUCCACAAACAGCUGCAGACUGAGUUCAUCCAGAAUGGAAGCAAGAAUUUCCGCUUUAUUCCCAUUGUGUUCCCUGGCGCUAAAAAGUGUCACGUCCCAACAUGGCUGCAGAAUACUCACGUGUACGCUUGGCCGCUGGACCGCGACGACAUCCUGCGGCGGCUGAUGAGAGUCGAAAAGUACAACCCGCCUCCUAUUGGUGAACUGCCCACUAUCGUGUCCAUCCCCAUAUGAACCUGUAUCACCCUGUAUCACCCCAAAUGGCAUCAUUACACCCAUACUAUGCUGUUUGACCCCAUAUCACCCUAUAUGACCCCACAUGACCCGGUCUGAUAUGGCAGAACCUUCUUUGAAGUUGUAGCUAGCAGGAAGAUAAUCGAUGCGACACCAACAACGUUUCAUGUGAAUUGGAAGACAUUUUUAUUUGUGACUAAUUGGAGGAUUUUAAUGUGCAGCCAAUAAACAUAUUUUAUAUAUUG
This is a messenger RNA of Nerophis lumbriciformis (worm pipefish), 1626 nucleotides long. It is a transcript of the gene traf3ip2l, whose product is annotated as TRAF3 interacting protein 2-like. The record is from RefSeq and is a predicted model, not a curated record. NCBI's taxonomy places the organism in Eukaryota, Metazoa, Chordata, Actinopteri, Syngnathiformes, Syngnathidae. Gene Ontology annotation, biological process: positive regulation of canonical NF-kappaB signal transduction; humoral immune response.